AUAGAAAAUUAUCAUUCACUCCCUCUUCUUUCUUUCUCUCUCUUUUUCCACCUUCUUCUCCGCACCAUGCCCAAACCCCUCUUCAAUGUCCUCCUCCUUCUCCUCCCCCGGCGCCACCACCCCUUCCUCCCAUCUCUCUCAAACCCUUUCCCCUCUCUCCCAUACCUACACCGCCGCCAUUGCCGUCUCCGUCCUUCUCGUUCUCUCCGCCCUCCUUCUCGUCUCCUACCUCUGCUACCGCUCCGCUUCCCGCCAACCCAUCCCCAACCCUAACCCUAACUCUAACUCUAACUCUAAUCCUUCUAAUGGUGUUACGCUUCCUCGUAUCAUCUUCGUCACGGAGGACGACGAUGGCGAUGGCAACGGCGGCCAACAUAGCCCUGUACCGGGGCUUGACCCGGCGGCGAUCAAUUCGUACCCUAAGUUUCCUUUCUCGGCUGAGAAGGGUGGGGAUGUAGUUUGCUCGAUUUGCUUGUGUGAGUAUCGUGAUGGUGAGAUGCUAAGGAUGAUGCCUGAUUGCCGGCACUACUUCCAUUUGAUGUGUAUUGACGCUUGGCUUCGGCUCAAUGCCUCGUGUCCGGUUUGUAGGACUUCUCCCAUGCCGACGCCUUUGUCCACGCCACUGUCGGAGCUCGUCCCACUCUCUCAGUUCCCGGCCGGCCGGCGGAGGAGCUGACUUCUGUUUGAUGGGUUUUUUUUUCAGGUGCUGGACCUUGCUUCUCUUUGCUAUAUUAUAUUUCUGGUGUUUUUUAAAAUGUUUUAUUAUUGUGUUGGAGAAGAACUAUGUUUUGUUAGUGAAGCUUAUAGAUAGGACAUAGCUCUACAACAGUAGCAGGCUUGUCAGAUUACUGAAUGUUUAUUAGAAGCAUAGUUCAUAGAAAAUGAGAUUAGUGGAAAGUUUUAUGCUGAUAGAAGGCUAGUCUGAUUUUAAAAAGUUUGCAUUUUUUUAAAAAAAAAAUUAGACUUUUUGACAGUUUUGUCACUGGGAUGAUGGUGUUUUGCAAUCUGAAAUAUUCAUGGUUUUGGUAAAUAGAUUCUUGGGGACGUUUGGGUAUUACUUAUCUGUUGCACAUUGGAUACUCAGCAUAUUGAUUUUAUCCUGGCUUCACAAGAGUAUUUCUGUGUUCUUUUCUCUCAAAAUGUCAACAAAGUCUGCUUGUUGAGAACCUUUUAAUGUUUUGUGAUGUUUUUGGAGCUAAUUUAGAUGUUUUUAUUUGAUACUCUCUGUUCAAGCAACUGUAUGAAUGCUUAAAUAGGACAAGCAGCAAAGGCGGCAAAACCCCCAAAACUUUCCAGGUUUGAAAUUGUAGUCAGAAUGAUAUCCGAAGUUAGGAGAUGGAUGACCAUGACUUGAUAAGAGGAAUAAAAUUGUGUGUUAAGUAGGGACUUGCUUCCUGAGCGUAUGUAUAUUUUUGCUGGUUGAUACCAAGAUUUCAAUGAAUUUCAUAAUACUAAAAAAGUCAUGCUAGUAAAUUGUUGUUAUGGGUAAGUAAAGAAGGCUGAACUACAUGACAAUUACAUAGGUGGAUGAUUUAUUGGAGAAAAAAGGAGAUACUCUUGAUAUUCUUGUAAAAUCCUCUAAAUAAAAAGUUUAGGAUUUCUCUACCAUCUUGAUACCAUAAGAUUGACAUCUGUAACCUUGUGGAGUUGCACUGUACAACCAUACAGGUGAGCUUUUCCUUACUAGUAUAAGCUGGACAUUAUCAACAAGAAGAUACUAGUGCCCAACCAGUAAAACAAAAUAUCACACCUUUUUUCUGCAUUGCUUUUGCUUUUCUCUAAUCAUCCUUCAUUUGAGGAACACUGAUGAUUUUAUACGGAUGUUCCUCAUCUGCAUGAUUACAUGCAAUGAGAGAUCAUGUUACUGCAUCUUGUUCUUUUUUUAAGGCUUUUCAUAAUUCUGGUGGUUAUUGGCCAUUUCCUUUCAUGUCAGCCUUAAAUUUCUAAGCAUUAGUGUAAAAGGUUUUAACCUUUGGAUAGAAUCAGGAAAUUGAUACUUUAAGCUUUUGGAUGCAUGAGGGGUGCUUUUUCUGUAACAUAAACAUUGAGCCUGUCAGUGAUCCAAGCUGUCUGAUGUAGUUGUUACAGAUUCCUCUUCUUCAAGAGGACGGUGUGGGAUUUGGUAUCUACUCUAGGGAAUCACAAGAUUAAUUAAUCAAGCUUGUACAGUAUAGAAGAUUAAGUCUGAAUUUGGUACUGAGGAUCAGUAAAGUGUUGUCCAUUUGACCACCCAAGUUUUCCAAGGCCUAAUCUAUCAUGUAUGUGCCUGUCCAGACAGAAAGCAUCUUGUCUAGUUGAGGCCCAUGUUCAACAUCAGAAAGCCUUCUUUAAUCUUCUUUUCUUUGUUAAUAUUUUUGUGUUCCAACAGGUCCUUCACUCCUGUUGCUAAUUCCAUGAAUUAGUUAGAGUUGCAAAAAUGAGCAGAGCAUACAAGUAGAACAUACAAGAACACAUUAAGAAGAAAUUUUGAGGUUUUUUUUUGGGGUGAUGCACUUGUAUGCCGGAAUCCAUUCGAGUACUUGUUAUCAUUAAAAUAUGACGGUUGGAAAGAACGGUAAUCCAUUACCGUGGGAGAAUGGAUAGGAUGUCUUCUAUAUUA
Molecule: messenger RNA, 2599 nt
Organism: Dioscorea cayenensis subsp. rotundata (Guinea yam)
Lineage: Eukaryota; Viridiplantae; Streptophyta; Magnoliopsida; Dioscoreales; Dioscoreaceae
Product: RING-H2 finger protein ATL67-like
Exons: 1
Coding region: 86-676 (196 amino acids)
Biological process (GO): protein ubiquitination
Molecular function (GO): transferase activity
Source: RefSeq, a predicted model, not a curated record